CCUUCCUCCCUCCCGUCCGCCCAGCCUGGCCCGGGCGCUUGCGCACUUCAUCACAGGCACAGGCACAGGCACAUCGUGCAUUCACCCGAGCCUGUCACGUGUUGUCGUUUCUUCACUGCUGCAUCAUCGCCGCAUUCGUGUCUUCAGAAGCCACAUUCUUUCAAUGGGAAACCACUCUUCGUGACCGCGUUUCGAAUUUGGAUCUAGGGUUCUUUGUGUGCGGCGAAGCCAGUCAAUGGCAUGGCUUCGCCCAUAGGUUCGCACGGGACUUUCAAUGUUAAAACUGAUCGGAGAGGCUCGACUGUACCCGUCCAUAUAUCGGAGCAAGCCGGCGCCAGGGCGGAGAAUCUAUCCCUGUCCACGUGGGGCGCCUCCUUUGUGCUGGCCAACGCUUUGCAUGAGCUCGCCGUAUCCUUGCCAAAGGGCAGGGAGGCGCCAGCAUCGGGAAGCCAUGUCCUCGAACUUGGAGCGGGAACUGGUCUAGUUGGUCUUACAGCAGCCAUACUAUGGAAGAUGCCGACGUUACUGACAGACUUGUCCCCGUUACUACCCGCAUUGGCAGGGAAUAUCCUCUUGAACAAGGCCCUGCUAGUACGACAAUCGGUCUCAUGCGCCAGCCUGGACUGGAGCAAGCCGGAUCAGAUACAGCUGUUCGACUCUAAACAGUCAGAUACGCAGAUCGUGUCUCCUCGACAAACGAAAGCGCAUGUCAUCCUUGCCGCCGAUACCAUCUACUCCGAGGAGCAUCCCGAACUCUUGACAAAGACGAUUCUUACGUGGCUUGCACCACACCCCGACGCUCGUGUCAUCCUGUGUUACCCGCUGAGAAUGGCUUACAUAGACCAUAUUCGAGAGUUCUGGCAAUUGAUGGAGGCCUCGGAACUGGUAUGUGUCGAAGAAGGACGCGAGAAUGGCGAUGAGGAGUGGAAUGAGCUUGCCCAUACCCCGUACGAGUGGUGUAUGUGGGGAUGGAAGCAUGCAAGCGCCGGGGAAUUAAACUGAUCUGGGAACGGGAACUUCGUA
This is a messenger RNA of Neohortaea acidophila, 1023 nucleotides long. Its product is annotated as putative methyltransferase-domain-containing protein. Lineage: Eukaryota; Fungi; Ascomycota; Dothideomycetes; Mycosphaerellales; Teratosphaeriaceae. Bases 241 to 1002 code for a protein of 253 amino acids. The transcript has 2 exons. The record is from RefSeq and is a predicted model, not a curated record.